Molecule: messenger RNA, 1135 nt
Organism: Tympanuchus pallidicinctus (lesser prairie-chicken)
Lineage: Eukaryota; Metazoa; Chordata; Aves; Galliformes; Phasianidae
Gene: GZMA
Product: granzyme A
Exons: 5
Coding region: 58-840 (260 amino acids)
Biological process (GO): proteolysis
Molecular function (GO): serine-type endopeptidase activity
Source: RefSeq, a predicted model, not a curated record
CCUUUUUGUUUAGGUAUAUAUCACAGAGUGAAUAGGGGAGGACUCCAGGCAGACACCAUGGGUGUUUUUCUCACUCUGUCCACCUCUGCUGCCAUUGUUCUUCUGAUAAUCCCUGGAGAUUUGUGCGUGGAUAUCAUCGGAGGACAUGAAGUAACACCACACUCGAGACCAUUUAUGGCCAUGCUCAAAGGAGAAGAUUUUUGUGGAGGAGCUUUGAUCAAGCCAAACUGGGUGUUAACAGCUGCUCAUUGCGAUCUGGAAGGAGGCACAGUUAUUCUUGGAGCCCAUUCACAGACAAAAAGGGAAAAAGAAAAACAGGUUAUUAAGAUUGCAAAAGAAAUUCGCUACCCAGGCUACUCUUGCGGACAAGAAGAACAUGACAUUAUGCUGCUGAAGCUUACGAAAAGAGCAAAAAUUAAUAACGCUGUGAAAGUAAUUCCCCUGCCUACCUCUGGUAAAGAUCUCAAACCAGGAACAACUUGUAGAGUAGCAGGAUGGGGACAAACUGAGAAUUACAUGAAAAAAUCUGAUACCCUGAAAGAAGUUAACGUCACUGUCAUCAGCAGAACAAUCUGCAAUGACAAGAAACAUUACAAUUACAAUCCUCGUAUAACAAAUAACAUGAUAUGUGCAGGAGGAUCCAAGAGAGAAAAAGCAGACUCAUGCGAAGGGGAUUCAGGCGGACCCUUAAUAUGCAAUAAUGUGAUGAAAGGUGUCACAUCUUUUGGGAAGUCACCAUGUGGUUCUCCUAAUGGUCCUGGUGUCUACACUCUCAUCACAAACCAGUACCUUAAGUGGAUAAGGAAAACCAUAGACGGAGACUUACAGACCGAGUUUUGACCAAACUAUUUCCCACUUUGUGAUUGUGCAACAAAAUCUAGCUUUGAAAUAUGCACUCUGCUAGAACAGCUUUUGUAGUUUACAAAGCUAUGGAGUCCAUUUGUGACUCAAGCUUUCCGCUUCCUUGCGUUGUGCAUUCAAACUGAGCUUUACAUAGAUGAGUACUUCUGACCAACUGUCAAAUCAAAGUGUAAUUUCUACCUUUCAUUUAUUUGAAGCUUCUGCAUGUCAACUCUGCAUGUAAUCUGCAUUAAAUAAGAGAAAUAGCAAUAAAAUCUAUUUCUCAAAGUUGUCA